AUGUCCAGCCGUCGUCCUGAGAAGUCAUAUGCUGACGCUGUGGCCUCUGCGCCGAAAGACGCUCCAGCCAACUCUGAUGUCACGCCCGCCGUUCCUGCCAAUGUCAUCUUCAAACUCCUAGGCUUCACUCUCGCUAUGGUUGCGGCCCCCAUUGGCAUGUACUUCUUGACUGUGAACUCCAUUUUCAGUGGAAACUCCACAUGGGCCGGGGUUACAGCAGCAGUGGCCGCGAAUGUUGUCCUGUUUGCUUAUAUCUUCGUCGCAUGGCAGGAGGAUCAAGGCGAAAGAGCUGCGGAGGGGAAGAAAGCCCAGUGA
This is a messenger RNA of Aspergillus chevalieri, 315 nucleotides long. It is a transcript of the gene VMA21, whose product is annotated as vacuolar ATPase assembly integral membrane protein vma21. The coding region runs from base 1 to 315 and encodes 104 amino acids. The transcript is spliced from 3 exons. NCBI's taxonomy places the organism in Eukaryota, Fungi, Ascomycota, Eurotiomycetes, Eurotiales, Aspergillaceae. Gene Ontology annotation, biological process: vacuolar proton-transporting V-type ATPase complex assembly. Gene Ontology annotation, cellular component: endoplasmic reticulum membrane. The record is from RefSeq and is a predicted model, not a curated record.